Molecule: messenger RNA, 1068 nt
Organism: Thrips palmi
Lineage: Eukaryota; Metazoa; Arthropoda; Insecta; Thysanoptera; Thripidae
Exons: 4
Coding region: 1-846 (281 amino acids)
Cellular component (GO): chitin-based extracellular matrix
Molecular function (GO): structural constituent of chitin-based larval cuticle
Source: RefSeq, a predicted model, not a curated record
AUGCCGUCGUGGGGCAGCGUCUUCCCGCUCAUCGUCACUGCGGUGUUCCAUUUCGCAGCCAACGCGGAUGGCGUCGGCGCGGCGCCCGCACUGCCGCCCGCAGUGGGUCUGCACGGCCUGCGCGCCGCGGGGAAGGACCACAACAGCGCGCAGUACUACUACUCCCUGGACCCGCAGCACGGCGCCUACAGCUUCGCCUACGACACGGGUUCGACGGGGCACCAGUCGUUUAGAGAAGAGACUCGCACAGAGGACGGAGGCGUGCGCGGCAGCUUCGGCUACGUGGAUUCCGGAGUGCUGCGCGUCACCGAGUACACGGCGGACCAGCGUGGCUAUCGGUGUCAUCAAACAGUUCGUUAUCUAGUGGAACCUGGCCGCGGAACAUUUGUGCCAGCUGAAAAGCCUGAUGUAAACAAAGCUAGUCUGGAACCUGAGCGACUACCCAUUUCCAGUGGACAGUGGAACUUACAAAUGCAAUCCCAGAGUCAAGAAAAGAACUUGCGGCAUAGAUCCGCCACAGUGGAAAGAGACAACUCUGACUGGGAAACUUCUCGUCGGGCCAAACAAAAUCGUCAGAGUUGGAGUAAGACACGUCUAGCUCAACCAGCAAGAGUGCUGGGAAAAAAAGUCAUGGGCCAUUAUAAAGACUUCACCAGUGAACCAGCUGUUGGUGGAACUGCAGCAGUUACUGCCUGGGACUCAGCACACCAUUCUGAGCUAAGGGAUGAAGAGAUAUUUGGGUGGCAACAGCAACACAGACAGACAGACUCAACGCCCGCAGUGGGGGGAACAUUGGUGUGGCCUGUGACAGAAGAUGGAAUGAGAGUCGUGUGGCAGCCAUUUUAAAUUGAAUGAUAAAUACUACUAGGUUAACUUCCUUACAUUUUAAUUAAACAACUUGAGAAUAAAUGCAGUAUGACAGUGAUUUGUGAUGAUUUGAGACAAUAGUAAGAAUAAUUGACAAAAUUGUAUUAAUAUUAACUUUCCACAAUGUACAUGAUUGUAAAUGCAUCUUCACUCAAAAAAUCAACAGCAAUUGAUUGAUUAUUAAAAGAAAUAUCACAUUUU